AUGUCCAAAGAGUCAACCAGAAUUAUCAACCAGUCUCUAGAUGUGUUGUCAAGGUUGGUAGAAUCAGAUACCAACGUUUCCAUCAUCGAUUUAAAUUUGUUGGAGAAUUUAAACACCAAUCAAUCGUUGAACUACAUCAAGUUGGAAAAGGAGUUGGAGCAAAUAAAAGAAAAUAGUAAAAAGUUGGUACAACUAAGUAUGUAA
Molecule: messenger RNA, 204 nt
Organism: Lodderomyces elongisporus
Lineage: Eukaryota; Fungi; Ascomycota; Pichiomycetes; Serinales; Debaryomycetaceae
Exons: 1
Coding region: 1-204 (67 amino acids)
Source: RefSeq, a predicted model, not a curated record